CAUCUUAGCUUAUCUGUCAAAAUAAAUAAAUAACAGCAGUGUUUAUAUGUGCUCAGCUUGCUUACGCGAAGGUGUUAUCGUUUACAUAUUCAAUAGAAAGUGCUAGAAAUACUAUAAUUAGUUAUCAGGCUUUGAGUUCGUUGUAAGACAUGAAGAAACACAGAGAGCAAUGGAGAGUAGAUUCUGCGUUUUGAACGACACUGAAGACCUCCAAACGCAAAUUUCAAACACUGAGAACAGUUUUCACUUCGAAAGGUCUAAGACACUGUUUGAGGAGAUUCGUGCCUCCAUCAACAACAAUGACGAAGAGGACCGCUCCUUUUGGAGGCCUGUGCUCCCAUGGGGCGGCGUCUUUACCAUCAAGGCAGGGCGGAAGGCUAUAUCAUGCACCCCUCUGUACGUCAAAAUCAACCUGAAAAACACAUGCACCAUCGAUGGCUUCCUCAUGAUCCUGUAUGUGAUCCUGCGGGACAACCAGGGCUUUCCCCAGGAGUUGGCUGUCUUCCUGGGCAAGCACUUUGUGGAUCAUUUCCUCUACCUGAUGGACUCCUGUGACUACACUACAGUCAAGAUGCUGUGGAUCUGGGGCAGGAUGUCUAAACGACAGUAUCGCUCAGCGAUCCACCAGGCAGCACUGGAGAUUGACUUGUUUGGUAAUGAGCAUGAGAACUUCACAGAGAACCUAGAAAACCUCAUGUCCACCAUACAGGAGAGCCUGUGCACUAACUGGAGCUGUCCAUCCCGCUUCCAGGAAUUCAUCAAGACUACAAUAAACAUCAGCCCUCCUCAUGAGCUGCCUCACAGAGACCCUAUUCAGUCGGCUGUGGAUGGGUUCUUCUGCCCCAAGCUCCUGCUCUGCGCAGAACUGGGGUGUGAUGGUCUAAGAGAGUUCUCUCAGAGGGUUUUCUGCAAUGGACCCCCACCCUUUGUCAUUCUCAACAUGCAGCAGUGGAAAUCAGAGGAGCUGUCCUAUGUCCCCUACCAUCUAGCCCUCUGCCAGCACAGGUACUUACUAGAGGGCGCCACACUCUUCAACAGGGAGGAGCAUCACUACUCUGCAGCCUUCCAGAUAGACGGCUGCUGGAUGCACUAUGACGGCCUGAGAAGUGACAAUCUGAUCCUGUUACACAAGCCACCAGAGCUCCUGCUGCUGUCCUCUCUGGUCUACAUCCGUGCCUCCGACAAGUGAACUCGUCUUAUCUUAACUGGACAUACAGAUGAGCAGGAGUCACAACAAGCACAAGAGUGAAAGCAUUCAUCCCUUCCUUCCUUCCUUCCUUCCUUCUUUUGUUAUUUUGUCAUGACCCUAUAGAUGGCAUUACCUUAAUGUAAUCAUGUUACUCUUCCUAUUAGGAUUUUUAAUUAAUAUGUGUCAGCAGUUGCUUCCUCCGCUAGCUUUAAGUGUGCUGAGUGACACAUGCUCCAUUCCACCCGAAACGCUUGCAGAAAGCUUACGAUGCAAAAUGAAAAUUACUUAUUUCUAGGCAUGCUUGGAAUCCAAGAAUAUAAUGGACUAUAAUAGUUCUGGGUUGAUAUGCAUAGAUGACAAUACCAGUGAAUAACUCUCAGUAUAAGCACAUACAUCUGGUGCAUUUGCUAUAAAGCAGCCUUUUAUAAACGGUUGUUGGGGCUUAAUAUUGACAUGUAAGUCACAUUUCUAUCCAAAUGAAAAACAUUUCUGCAUAUCAACCCUUUCCUAAAAUUGAACUGGUGCUUUUUCUAUUUACACUGUGGUUUGAGGACAAGAUACAACCAUAAAAUGUCUAAAUCCAUGUCAGGUAACUGUUUUUUUUUGUUUAAUUGUAGGCAAGCAUUUAAUCCAAUGAGUGAAUGUUAAAAUACAAAAUCCUUAAAUUAUAUAAAUGUUUAAUGCAGUCUGGAAUAUGUCUUUUCUUACACAAGUAGUAUAAAUAUUACCUCUUUGGCUUUCAGGACACUAAGCUGGCACUAUGUCCACACAGCUCAGCAUACUCCGACACAGGAAAUAUGUAAAUCUACAGGUGAUGUUGUAGCAGUUUUUAACUCAAAGAAUAUCACACAGUGCCUCUGCCAAGGAAAGUUUCAAAGUGAAUCCUGUUGAGUCCUUGGUCAAGUUUCCAAAUGCUGUUUUCUAUGCAGACACUGUCUUUAAAUGCAAAUACAAAUACAUUGUAAAGUA
This is a messenger RNA of Thunnus maccoyii (southern bluefin tuna), 2158 nucleotides long. It is a transcript of the gene dorip1, whose product is annotated as chromosome 16 C14orf28 homolog. Bases 170 to 1189 code for a protein of 339 amino acids. The transcript has 5 exons. The record is from RefSeq and is a predicted model, not a curated record. NCBI's taxonomy places the organism in Eukaryota, Metazoa, Chordata, Actinopteri, Scombriformes, Scombridae.